This is a messenger RNA of Xyrichtys novacula (pearly razorfish), 3688 nucleotides long. The record is from the annotation of a GenBank genome assembly. Lineage: Eukaryota; Metazoa; Chordata; Actinopteri; Labriformes; Labridae.
AUGAAAUCCACAGACCUGGAGACGUGGUUCUGGGUGGGCUAUUUGAGGUGCACUAUACUUCUGUUUUCCCUGAGAGGACUUACACCUCAGAGCCACAACCACCCAGCUGCAAAGGGUACGUAUCACACACACACAUUUAUGAAGUAGAAAGCAAGGAUCUGUGAAAUUUUACUGUUUGAUAUCAUCUGAUAUAAUUUGUCUUAAAAUACAUGUGCUAAAAUUCUCUUGAAACAAUUGUAUUUUCUAUUUUUGUUGCAAUUCUUAGGUAUAGAGUAUUUCUGCAAAUAUCGUUGCAUUUAUAGAAAUGAUCAUUUUAAAUCCUUCAGGUCCUAAAGUCAAAGUCAUUAUUUUAUCUGUGAUAUUGUGUUUGUCAGAUUUGAUACUCUAGGAUUCAGACAUGCAAUGACCAUGGCCUUUGCUAUCCAUGAGAUCAACAAAACCCCAAAUCUGUUACCUAAUGUGACUCUGGGAUACAGUCUGCACGACAACUGCGGUGCACUUGUAGUAGGAUUCAGUGGUGGGUUAUCUCUGGUCAGUGGCAGAGAGGAGCAGUAUGUGUUUGAGGAGAACUGUUCAGGGACCCCUCCAGUCCUCGGGAUUGUUGGUGAUUCUGCUUCGACAUAUACCAUAGCAACGUCCAAUGUGCUGGGUCUUUACAAAAUGCCAAUUGUAAGUGUUUCUAGCCCGUAAUCUCUGAUUGUAUUUAUGCAUAUACAAUCAUGAAGCCAUAACUGCUUUAAAAGUUACACCUUCUUGUUAAACAUGUACAUGUUAUGGAUGAUUUUAUACUGCAUAAUUCUCUCUAGGUGAGUUAUUUUUCCACUUGUUCCUGUCUGAGUGAUCGGCAGCGUUUUCCAUCCUUCUUUAGAACAAUCCCAAGUGACACUUUCCAGGUGAGGCUCAAAAAAAAAAAAUCUCUGUUUCCUACACAACAAAGGUAAAAGACACUUGUAUUUUCUACUUCAGGUCCGCGCUAUGAUUCAGAUCCUUAAACACUUUGGCUGGACUUGGGUGGGCCUGCUGGUCAGCGAUGAUGACUACGGUCUCCAUGUUGCUCGAUCUUUCCGAUCUGUCCUGACUCCGUCUGGUGGAGGCUGUCUGGCCUACUUGAAGGUUUUGCCCUGGGACAGUGACCCAGCUGAGCUUGAGAAGAUUGUUGAUGAGAUGAAGAAGUCCACAGCUCGUGUGGUCAUGGUGUUUGCCCACGAGUUCCACAUGAUUCAUCUGAUGGAAGAGGUUGGAGAAUAAUCUGUAAAGAGAUCAAUACUGAUUUUUCAUAUAUAUAUAUAUAUAUAUAUAUAUAUAUAUAUAUAUAUAUUCAAUGCUAUUUCAUUAACACCAAAAAUCUCCUCACAGGAGCUUUAAUACUUAAAUGACAAGACUUCAUUUUUCGUGUUAUGGAGGGAAGUUUACAAUCAAAUACAAUUAAGUUACACAGGCAUUUCAUAAUUGUCCCUAAGUAUUAAACUAUGUCCUUGAACAAACACUGUGUUACACAAGAAGAUUUUUUCCUUCAAUUAUCUUAAACAGAAACUCUAAAGUAUUCUGCACACAGAUUCUGAGGCAGAACGUGACAGACCUGCAGUGGAUAGCAAGUGAAGCCUGGACAGCAUCUACUGUGCUCCAGACCCCAGAAUUCAUGCCGUUCCUGAGGGGAACACUGGGCAUUGCAAUCCGUCGAGGAGAAAUACCAGGACUCAGGGAAUUUCUCCUCCAAAUACGUCCUGACCAUAAUGACAACGACCAAACUAACAUGGUAGGAGCUGAAUAAUUUAAUGUGAAAUAAAUCAUCAACAAUAACGAUAAAAAAUAAAAAUCAUUUAUCUUUGAUUUUGUCAAUAUCUCAAUUCUAGGUGAGACAGUUUUGGGAAUUCACAUUUGGGUGUAAAUUUGCUCCAACAAGUCAGUUAAAAUCAGGAGAAACACUCUGCACCGGAGAAGAAGACUUAAGGAAAGCCAAGACUGAGUUCCUGGAUGUUUCUAAUCUCAGGCCUGAGUACAAUAUUUACAAGGCUGUGUACGCUCUGGCAUAUGCCUUUGAUAAUAUGUUGCGCUGUGUGCCUGGGAGAGGGCCUUUCAGUGGACACAGCUGUGCUAAUCUGCAAAGACUGGAGCCAUGGCAGGUAUCAUAUCAGUUUUCUCGUUGUGUAUAUUUUUGUAGGUGAUAGUUCCUCAUGUAGUUAUUUGUUAAUAGGCAAAGCAGACUGAACUUCAGGAUGUUAAAAAAAAAUCUGAAGUAUUUAAGGAUGAUUUCCUUUUUUUUUUUGUAGUAUCUUCAUUAUUUGCAAAACGUCAACUUCACCACACCCUAUGGUGAUCAGGUUUCAUUUGAUGAGAAUGGCGAUGCCUUACCGAUCUAUGAUAUUAUCAACUGGCUGUGGCUCCCUGAUGGAAGAACUAAAGUUCAAACUGUGGGUGAGGUGAAGAGGUCCGACUCAAAAGGUGAUGAACUGAAAAUUGAUGAAGACAAAAUCUUCUGGAACUUUGUACUGAAAAAAGCAAGUACAACUUUUUCAGAUGAAAUUCCAUGUUUGGAAAUUUUGAGCACUUGACUAAAUCUGUAUCUGAUUCUCCUCACAGCCACCGAGGUCAGUGUGCAGUGAGAGCUGUCCCGCAGGUACUCGCAUGGCCAGAAAGAAAGGGGAACCUCUGUGCUGUUUUGACUGUAUCCCAUGUUCUGAUGGAAAGAUCAGCAAUCAAACUGGUGUGUUAACCAGCUAUAUAAAUUAUUUUUAUGAGCUAAAGAAUGAAUCUCACUAACAUCUCUUUCUUGUCAGACUCCAUGGAGUGCACCAGCUGUCCUGAGGACUUCUGGUCCAGCCCGAAACAUGACCACUGUGUUCCCAAGAAAACUGAAUUUCUCUCUUAUCAUGAGCCUUUGGGUAUCUGCUUAACAGCUGCCUCAUUACUUGGCACAUUUCUUUGUGCUUUUGUUUUGGGAAUCUUCACCUAUCACCGCAGGACACCCAUGGUACGAGCCAACAAUUCAGAGCUGAGCUUCCUGCUCCUGGUGGCACUAAAACUUUGUUUCCUCUGCUCACUGCUGUUUAUUGGUCGGCCCAGACUGUGGACAUGCCAGCUGAGACAUGCUGCGUUUGGGAUCAGCUUUGUUCUUUGUGUCUCAUGUAUUCUGGUCAAAACCAUGGUUGUCAUUGCUGUGUUCAAGGCCUCCAAACCAGGAGGUGGAGCUGUUCUCAAGUGGUUUGGUGCCAUGCAGCAGAGAGGAACGGUUCUGCUUCUUACUUCCAUCCAGGCAGCAAUCUGCACUGUGUGGAUUGUCUCUUCCUCACCAGCUCCACAUAAAAACACUCAAUAUCAUGCUGACAAGAUUGUUUAUGAAUGUGUCGUCGGGUCCACUGUUGGCUUUGCAGUUUUACUUGGCUAUAUUGGCCUUCUUGCGACCCUGAGCUUCCUGUUAGCAUUUCUUGCAAGAAAUCUUCCUGAUAACUUCAAUGAGGCCAAACUCAUCACUUUCAGCAUGCUGAUCUUCUGUGCUGUGUGGGUGGCCUUUGUUCCUGCUUAUGUCAACUCUCCGGGGAAAUAUGCAGAUGCUGUGGAAGUAUUUGCCAUCCUGGCCUCCAGUUUUGGUAUCUUGGUGGCACUGUUUGGACCUAAAUGUUAUAUAAUCCUGCUUAGACCAGAGAGGAACACAAAGAAAGCAAUCAUGAGUCGAGGAACCUUCAAUUGA